AUGGAUGAUCCCGAAGAUCUCUCUGAGAUUUUUGCUUAAGUGCAAGGUGUGGAUAAAAGAAUAUACUCUUUGAUAAUUUAGAUGCAAGAAAAAUAGAAUACUAGAGAUUGGAUGGGAUUUCUUUCAGAUUAUGAAAAUCUAAGACAUCUAGAAGAGUAGAUUUUACAAAAAGAGGAUUCAACACAAGAAGAAAAAGAAUAAAGGAUGGAUGUUAUGAGAAAUAACAUCAAACUAAUUCUUAAUGUCAUUGUAAAAAUUAAAGAUCAUGAUUUUAAUAAAUAAGACUAUUCUGAUUAACGAUAUUUAGGACAGAGACAGGAUCUAAUAAAAACAAUAAGAGAAUAACAAGAGAUCAUCGGAUUUGUAAAAUUCUUAGUUCACCUCACAGCCUAUGAUGAAAAUUUAAUACAAUGUGGAUCAAACUCACUAAAUUUAUUAGUUAAUAUGAAAGUGGACAUUAGAAAUUAAAAUUUUGAAAACAUCAGAAUUAAGAAUACUUCUUUAUUCGGAGCUAAUUUUUUUAGGUGCAACUUAAGCGGGUCAUAACUAGAUAAUGUAGACAUAAAUGGAAUGAAUUUAAAUGGAGCGUUAUUGCUCAAUUGUAGAUGGACCAACAUUAAAAAAUAGGGUGAAAUAAAUAAAUUAGAUGGCCAUACUGGCAGUGUAAAAUCAGUAUGCUUCUCUCCUGAUGGAAAUAUAUUAGCAUCUGGUAGUGAGGAUAAAUCUAUCUGUUUAUGGGAUGUUAAGAAAGGACAAUAUAAGAUUAAAUUUGAUGGCCAUAGUAGUUUAGUUCGCUCAGUAUGUUUCUCUCCAGAUGGCACUUUAUUAGCAUCUGGUAGUUAUAAAAUAAUUGGUUUAUGGGACGUUAAGAAAGGAUAAUAACAGAACAUAUUGAAUGGUCAUCGUAAUAAGGUUUAAUCAGUAUGCUUCUCUCCUGAUGGUACUAAAUUAGCAUCUGGUAGUAAGGAUACGUCUAUCCAAUUAUGGGAUGUUAAGACAGGAUAAUAAAAGAAAAUAUUGAAUGGUCAUAGUCAAACAGUAUAGUCAGUUUGCUUCUCUCCUGAUGGAAUUAUAUUAGCAUCUGGUAGUAAGGAUAAAUCUAUCCGUUUAUGGGAUGUUAUGACAGGAUAAUAACAGGCAAAAUUGGAUGCUCAUAAGAAUACUGUCAAAUCAGUAUGCUUUUCCCCUGAUGGAAUUACAUUAGCAUCUGGCGGUUGGGAUGAGUUUAUCCGUUUAUGGGAUGUUAAGACAAGGAAGAAAAAAUUCAAGUUGAAUGUAUAUAGUUAGUAUGUCAUGUCAGUUUGUUUUUCUCCAGAUGGUACUACAUUAGCAUCUGGUAAUAAGGAUAACUCUAUCCGUUUAUGGGAUGUUAAGACAGGAUAAUAAAAGGCCAAAUUGGAUGGUCAUACUCAUUCAGUUUUAUCAGUAUGCUUCUCUCCUGAUGGUAGUGCAUUAGCAUCUGGUAGUUAUGAUAGGUCUAUACGUUUAUGGGAUGUUUAGACAGGAUUUUUAAAGACCGAAUUGGAUGCUCAUAAUGCAGCAGUUUGGUUAGCAUGUUUCUCUCCUGAUGGUAGUACAUUAGCAUCUGGCAGUAAUGAUAAGUCUAUUCGAUUAUGGGAUGUUAAGACAGGAUAAUAAAAGGCCAAAUUGGAUGGUCAUACUCAUUCAGUUUUAUCAGUAUGCUUCUCUCCUGAUGGUGGUACAUUAGCAUCUGGUAGUUGUGAUAACUCAAUCCGUUUUUGGGAUGUUAAGACAGGAUUAUAAAAGACAAAAUUGGAUGGUCAUAGUCGUGAAGUAAAUUCAGUGUGCUUCUCUCCUGAUGGAGCUACAUUAGCAUCUGGUAGUUGGGAUAAUUCUAUCCGGUUAUGGGAUGUUAUGACAGGAUAAUAAAAGUUUUAAUUGUAUGGUCAUAGUCGUGAAGUAACCUCAGUGUGCUUCUCUCCUGAUGGAACUACAUUAGCAUCUGGUAGUUGGGAUAAUUCUAUCCAAUUAUGGGAUGUUAUGACAGGAUAAUAAAAGUUUUAAUUGUAUGGUCAUAGUAGUUAAGUCACCUCAGUAUUCUUUUCCCCUGAUGGAACUAUAUUAGCAUCUGGCAGUUAUGAUAAGUCUAUCAGUUUAUGGAAUGUUAAGACAGGAUAAUAAAAGGUCAAAUUUUAUGGCCAUAGUAGUUAUGUUUAUUCGGUAUGCUUCUCUCCUGAUAGUACUACAUUAGCAUCUGGUAGUUGCGAUCAUUCUAUCCGUUUAUGGGAUGUUAAGACAGGAUAAUUAAAGUCCUAAUUGGAUGGUCAUACAUAUUCAGUUUAUUCAGUUCGCUUCUCUCCUGAUGGUACUACAUUAGCAUCAGGUAGUAUGGAUUGCUCUAUCAGAUUAUGGGAUGUUACAACAGCAUAAUAAAAGUCUUAAUAAGAUGGCCAUACUUAUUAAGUUUUACCAGUAUGCUUCUCUUCUGAUUAUACUACAUUAGCAUUUGAUAGUGGAGAUAAGUCCUCCUGCUUAUGGGAUGUGAGGAUAGGAUAAUAAAAGACACAAUCGGAUAGUCAUAGUAGUUAAGUCAACUCAGUGUGCUUCUCUCCUGAUGGAACUAUAUUAGCAUCUAGUAGACCUGAUAAGUCUAUCCGUUUAUGGAAUGUUCACACAGGAUUAUAAGUGACUAAACUUGAUGGUCAUAGUUCAACAGUAUGGUCAUUAUGCUUCUCUCCAAAUGGAAAUAUAUUAGCAUCUGGUAGUACUGAUAAGUCUAUUUGUUUAUGGGAUGUUAAAACAGGGUAAUUGAAGGCCAAAUUUGAUGGUCAUAGUGGCUAUGUCUAUUCAGUAUGCUUUUCUCCUGAUGGUACUACAUUAGCAUCUGGUAGUGAGGAUAACUCAAUCCGUUUAUGGAAUGUUAAGACCGGAUAAUAAAAGGCCAAAUUAGAUGGCCAUAGUAGUUAUGUUUAUUCGGUAUGCUUUUCCCCUGAUGGUACUACAUUAGCAUCUGGUAGUUGGGAUAAGUCUAUCCGAUUAUGGAAUGUUAAGACAGGAUUAUAAAAGACUAAAUUGGAUGGUCAUAGUAGUUAAGUCAACUCAGUGUGCUUCUCUCCUGAUGGUACUAUAUUAGCAUCUGGUAGAGCUGAUAAGUCUAUCCGUCUAUGGGAUGUUAAGACAGGAUAAUAAAAAAAAAAAUUGGAUGGUCAUAGGAAUUCAGUCAUCUCAGUAAACUUCUCUCCUGAUGGUACUACAUUAGCAUCUGGUAGUAGCGAUAACUCUAUUCGUUUAUGGGAUGUUAAGACAGGGUAAUAAAAGACCAAAUUGGAUGCUCAUAAGAAUUCUGUCAACUCAGUAUGCUUCUCUCCUGAUGGUACUACAUUAGCAUCUGGUAGUAGCGAUAACUCUAUUCGUCUAUGGAAUGUUAAGACAGGAUUAUAAAAGACCAAAUUUGAUGGACAUAGUAGUUUCGUUUUAUCAGUAUGCUUCUCUCCUAAUGGUACUACAUUAGCAUAGAGUAAUAGUGAUAACUCUAUCCGUUUUUGGGAAGGAAAGACAGGAAAAGAAAUUCAAUCCUAAGAUAAAAAUUAUAAAGAUAUUUUAAAUUAUUUUAAGACCCUACUUAUCGAAAACAGUCCAUUUUCAGGUACCUAUUUAAAUAUUUUAUUAAUUUCUUAAUAAUCUAUUUUUUAAGCAUAGGACGCUUUAGUUUUAAAAAGUGAAUUUGUAAAUUAAUUAGGGAUCAACUUAUACACACUAUUUAAACAAAAAGGUAGCUGUAUUUUUGAAAGCCAGUGA
Messenger RNA from Paramecium primaurelia, 3759 nucleotides. The record is from the annotation of a GenBank genome assembly. Lineage: Eukaryota; Ciliophora; Oligohymenophorea; Peniculida; Parameciidae.